CUAUAAGUAACUGAUUAUACUUUUAAAUUGUAGAUGAUCUUCAAUGCUGAGGAAGCUCACAACAUCGUUAAGGAGUGCAUAGAAGGAAUUUUGGGCAAGGUCGAUUACAAUCACAACAAAGUCAAUCAGUGGACUGCAACUAUAGUGGAACAAUCUUUAACACAUCUGGUAAAACUGGGAAAAACAUACAAAUAUAUUGUGACCUGUGCAGUGAUGCAGAAGAGUGGAGCUGGUCUUCACACAGCAAGCUCAUGCUUUUGGGAUACCACGACUGACGGUACCUGCACAGUGAGAUGGGAAAACCGAACUAUGAACUGCAUCGUCAACGUUUUUGCCAUUGCUGUUGUCCUGUAGCUGACUGGAGGACAAAUGUUAAGUUACACCAAAGCCUUUUAAGAUCAGAAAGUAUCAAAAUCUCAAAGCAUAUUGCCAUUAUUUAAUACUUUUUCUCUUUAGUGCACAAACGGUAUUUAGCAUGCUUUAAAGUUCACUAUUCAACAUAUGCAUUCUGAGCAAAUUCUUUCAAUUUAGCUAGCAACAACUAGCUUUUCUUUAGCAAAUUUUAGCAGUUUAAAUAUUCCAUAUUGAUAUGUUAAACUGGAGGUACUAUGAUAUUAAUCAAAUGAGAAUAUGGAUACUUGCAUCAAAGAAUUACAUCUACCAUGUCAGCGAAGGUAUGACUAGCACAGGUAGGCAUAUCCAAGCUUGCCUUAAUCUAGGUAGCACAAUAGUAUAUAUGUGAAUGUACAGGCUAGCUGCCCAAAUACAAACCCAUGAGAUAACCUGGGUAUGUACUGAGGUUGCUAGCCCAUGCUAAAACCUGUGCCACUAAGCCUACACUAUCAUUAUCAUAUUAGCUAGAUUAAAAAUAACACAGGUAUGUCUACCCAUACUACAUAAAUACCUUCAUAUGCAGUGUAUAGGCAAACUGACAUUUUACUCACAGGGAGAUGGAGUAAUCUAAUCAGCAGAAGGAAGGCGAAAGGGAACAAGUGUUAAGGAAUGAGAUUAAAAUGCAAUUGAAAACAGACUAGGAAUGGUAAAUAUCACUGCCUCAUAUGUGAUGACACAAAGGCUAUUUCCAUAUUAUGCACUAAUGCUUCAUGUACACCACAGUUACUUGAUCAAGUGUAAAAAGCCCCAAAAACUUAAAAUUUAUGCUUUGCUGCUUGGGACACAGAAUGACUUUGUCAUGCUGAAGCAUUUAUUUCUUCAGUGGACUCUAGUUCUUUUAAAGGGUGUGAGCUGUCUGCAAAUACUAUUUAGAGUGUUAUCACUGAAUUCAGUGGAAACAUAGUAGGGUCCACUUUUCAUUUGCACUUAAUAGAUAUUUUUAAGAAGAAUUCACCAAAUUAUAAAACCAAUUUAAAUCUGACCUGUUGGUACAGGUCAGACUAGGUGAAUGUAGGAAAAUUCAUGACAUUAGCGCCUUAAACGUUCCUGAUCCAGUUUAAAUAGUUGAUCGUUCCUAACUAGGAGCCCAACUCUAUACCCACUGACCUCAGCAGAAUUAGGGUUGGGCUUCAGUUACUCGAAGUUAUUUACUGCAAUCAUGUAGAGCAAAAAAAUUAGUUUAAGUAGGUAGAUGCCCAUGUUUUUUAAAAGGGCCUUAUUCUCUCUUUAAGCACAAAUAAAUGAUAUAGAACAUAUCCUUAAAUAUUUAUAAAUAAGUAUUGCCUGUACUCCACAUCUAAAAUUAUGUAAUAACUGUGGAGUACUUAGUUAAAAAUUAGUAACUUAGCUAAGGCCCUAUCUUGCAAACAUUCAUACAUGUGCUCAUGUCACUGACAUGAGCAAUCCUAUUGACUUGUGUAAGACAUUCACAGGACAAGUAAAAUUAUUUUGUAUGUAAGCAAUUGCAGGAUCAGGGCCUACAUUUUAACUUCUGCAUAAAUUAUGUAAAUUUUCAAGUAUUUGUACUGAUCAUAAAAAUAUCUAAGUUGUUACUGCCAGUGAAUGGCAGCUAUUUUAAAUUCUGCCAUAUCUCAAACACCAUUUAAAGAUGUUUUUCUUAUUUAUUGCACAUCUUUAGAUAGUAACUAUGUAAUAGUUGCUAUAAUAGUUGCUUUGCAUUUUAACAUGGAAAAUUAUUUUAGGCAGUUCUGAUUUUUUUUAAAUUAUUUUUCAGAGCUACUCUGAUUUGGUCAAAUAGCAAAUAUGUUCUUUAAAAAAAUUAUAACAGCCCUGGUUGUUCAAACUGUAUUAAAAAUUGGUAUAUGGUUCAAAAAGUGAGAACCUACAUACAUCUAGAAUAUACAAUGUUAGUUCAGAAUCUAUUGCUUUGCAGGCACAAAAAUACAUCUUUUGUAUGAGCAUAGAUCGAGUAAAGCUGUAAAACAUUGCAUUUGUCUAGGAGACAGAUAUAGUGUGAAAACAUUUGCAUGGUGCACUGAAUUUCAAUUUAUAUAUAAAAUAAAGUAAUUUAAGAAAGAUUAUCUGGUUUAGGGUAAGAUGUGGAUAGGUAAAAAUAUAGGGAUAGCUACUAUCCCAUUAAUUUUAUAAUCUUUAGCUGCCAUGACUGUAGUAAAUAUUCCUAAUAGCCAUUAACUUUGUUAGUCUUUUUUUGCCAUACUUGAAGAUAAAAUACAAAAUGAUAUCUUGUUUGGUGUAAAAGCUCACUAAAGAUCUUUAAAAUAUUGAUUGUUGUAAAGUUACUUCAUUUUGUAUCUACCAAAGAUAAAGAUGGUUUGACUUGGUUCUAUUUAAUUUUGUAUUAUCAAUUAUAGAUAGCAGCUUGCGGCAGUAUUCCUCCUCCACCUUUAGUGCUUUAUAAGUAAAACACAGCUGCCUAGAUAUUUUGGAAACUAUGGAUCUGACCUGGCAAGUGUCCCAAAAUUCAUGGAGUAUUGCCAAUUUCUCAUAUCCCUCCUCAAUAUUACAUCCAUCCACUUAUUGCCUUUCAUAGUAUUUUACAAGAUAACUUUUACUGGAUUAACAUAUAACCUUAAUUACAGAAACUUUAGGGCCAGAGCACUUUAUUUCACAUUGUUUAAUUGUUGUCCUUUAGAAGAUGGGUGCGUGCAUCUAUGAAGAAACAGGAGUAAGAAGAAAAAAAAGUUUUAAUGAAUAUACAGUCAUUUGAGACUUUUUUUUUUUUUUACAAUAAAGCAUUAGGGUAGCUUAGAAUCCAUAGUCACAUGAGCUCUUGGUGCAAUGUGCUAUGCACCAGACAAACAAAUGAAUCAAAGGAAUUAAAAAACUCCAACCUUAGUGGAAGCUGGUGAAAUGGAACAGCUGGUUGAAUGACAGGAAGCUCUCUUUCAAUCAGCAAGCUUUCCUCCUCAUGGUUUUACACUCAGUACAGUAAGAAUGAAUUCUAAAUGACUUUACAUCACUAAAAAAGAAAUCAGGAACAAAAAAUACCUGUAGUAUAAGUCACUCCUAGAAUAAGUUGGUAUGAAAUAUACCCUUCCUACAGCCCUAUUACCUCCCAAAUAGCUGUUCAUAUGGAAUUUUCUGAAUCCGCUCCUCCU
Molecule: messenger RNA, 3473 nt
Organism: Pelodiscus sinensis (Chinese soft-shelled turtle)
Lineage: Eukaryota; Metazoa; Chordata; Testudines; Trionychidae
Source: RefSeq, a predicted model, not a curated record